Molecule: messenger RNA, 429 nt
Organism: Rhizophagus irregularis DAOM 181602=DAOM 197198
Lineage: Eukaryota; Fungi; Glomeromycota; Glomeromycetes; Glomerales; Glomeraceae
Source: RefSeq, a predicted model, not a curated record
AUGUUAUACAUUGAUGGUACUACACUUGAUACAUAUGGGCGACAUUCUGAAUACCCAGUAUUUUUAACGCUUACUAAUAUUCCUAAUUGGCGCCAGAAUUUCCCUGAUGCAAAGGUUUUUGUUUGCUUUUUACCACAAUUGAGUACUAGAGACGGUAAACUUCGAGAAUCUAAGAAAUUUAAACAAUACAAGCGAAAUUUGGAACAACGUGCUCUGAAAUAUUUGCUAAGCCCACUUCUUCGGAAAGAAGACAUCUACUUGGCAAUAAAUGGAAAAGUAGAACAUUUUAUUCCACAUAUAUCUACUAUAUUAGCUGAUAUGUCAGAGGCACAAAGUAUUUGCUGUACUUACAAAUCAUAUUGUACAACAUGUCCUUGCUACAAAUGUCUUAUACCGGGAGAUCAAUUAAAUAAUAUGCACGCAUGUUAA